CACGUUCAAAUCGUACAUUCUCGCAGAGUGUGCUAUCACUCGAAACGAAUCUCGUAAGUGCUUCAUAGUCUUCUGAAUUUCAACGUAGUUUCUCGCGACUUUUGCCGUAACUUUGUAGAAAUAUAUAGUACGAAAGAUGGCAGAGAACAUUAGUCGAAUUCAAGCAUUCAAAAACAAGGGGAAAGACUCUUCGGAGAUGCGAAGAAGGCGCAAUGAAGUCUCUGUGCAGCUGAGAAAGUCAAAGAGAGAUGAGAAUGUGCUAAAACGAAGAAAUAUAACAGAUGUUGACUCCACCAGUCCCCUCAAAGAGCACAACAAUCAACACUCUGUGCCAAUUCAGAUUCUUCCAUUACCAGUAGUUGUAGGGAACCUGCAGUCAGGAGACGAUAAUUUGAUGUUCACUAGCGUCCAGUCAGUAAGGAAGAUGCUUUCAAAAGAGAAAAGCCCGCCAAUUGAUGAUGUGAUUAAUGCUGGCCUCAUUCCAAUGCUUGUCAAACUGUUGGACAGAUUUGAUCUUCCCUUGCUACAAUUCGAGGCAGCCUGGGCCCUUACGAACAUUGCCUCAGGAACAUCGGAACAGACCAAGGCUGUCCAGGAAGGAGGGGCAGUGCCCAUGUUUGUGAAGCUCCUGUCUUCUGUACAUGACAAUGUAGCAGAGCAAGCUGUGUGGGCCCUGGGGAACAUCGCUGGCGAUGGACCUCUGAUGAGAAAUACUGUGAUUGCCUGCGGCGCACUUGGCCCUCUUCUUGCCCUGAUCAAGCCCUCCACAUCAAUUCAGUUCCUGCGAAAUGUGACCUGGACGCUGUCCAAUCUCUGCCGUAACAAGAACCCUCCUCCAGAUGUUACAGCGGUGCAACAGGUUCUGCCGGCGAUUGCCCGCCUUAUCCUCAGUGAUGAUAAAGAGGUUUUGGCUGAUACCUGUUGGGCGUUGUCGUACCUCACUGAUGGGGUGAAUGAGAGGAUUCAGCUGGUCCUGGAUUCUGGUGUCGUACCAAAGCUUGUAGAACUCCUAGGAUAUCCUGAAGUCAACGUGCUGACUCCUGCUCUGAGGGCAAUUGGAAACAUAGUUACAGGUCGUGAUGACCAAACUCAGGCUGUGAUAGACACAGGAGCUCUGUUCUACUUCAGAGCUCUUCUAACUCACAAGAAGUCCAACAUUAUUAAGGAGGCAGCAUGGGCCAUCUCAAAUGUAACUGCAGGAACAGCACAGCAGAUCCAGGCUGUCAUGGACAGUGGUCUUGUCCCCCUUAUAGUGGACAUUCUCAGAAGGGGUGACUUCAAGGCCAGGAAGGAAGCUAUUUGGGUCAUCACAAACUACUGUUCUGGUGCCAACCCAGACCAGGUGAAAUACCUUCUGCAUUGUGAUGUGAUCCCACCCUUGUGUGAACAGCUCAAGAUACAAGAUCAAAAGGCUAUCCAAAUUCUUCUGGAUGGUUUUGAAAGUUUGCUGGCGAGUGCUUCCAAGAUCGAGGGCAUGUUGGAUGACACGUUGGACAAGAUUGAGGAGAGUGAAGGAAUUGACCAUCUGGAGAAACUGCAAGAAAACGGCAACAAGCAGAUCUACCUAAAGGCUAAGGGGCUUAUCGAGAGGUUCUUCUCUGACGAGAAUAUCGAAGAGGAAAACAACCUUGUACCGGAAGUGAGUAACACGGGGUUCCAGUUCACUCCUCCCCAGUCCAUCCCCGCCACAGGCUUCAACUUUGGUUCCUGAGUCACGUGAAACUACUGCGCGUGUACAUGCAUUCGCGCACAGAGCUAAAACAGAAAGGACGCAAUGCGAGUGAGGAACAAGAAAAUGUGAAUUAUCUGUAUGAUUGAAUGGAGAUGCGGGGAAGAUGUUUCAGGCCUUGAUUGGAAUGCAAUUCUUCGGGGGUGUUCUUUUCUGUACAAAUGGGGCUUUUUGUGUUGAUAUCAUUUGUAUAAGAAACUCGAUCUGAAAACACUAUUUACCAGAGAGCACACUUGGCCUUUGUACAAAGUGGGUGGUUUGUAAAUUUUGUCAAUUUGUCAAGUUUGUCAAUUUUGUAAGAAAAAUAAUCCAACUCGUACAGUAGAAAUCUAUGGAAAUUCCCCGGUGUAACACUGGAGUAUUAUAAUCCUGCGCGAUCAUCUGUAUUUGUCAGGUGACAUGAGGAGUAUAGAGGGAUAGAGAGGAGUGUAUAUAUAUCGCAGACUCAGAUAUCUGUCACUAAUAAAUGACAUUGAUAUGCAUA
This is a messenger RNA of Nematostella vectensis (starlet sea anemone), 2213 nucleotides long. Its product is annotated as importin subunit alpha-1. Gene Ontology annotation, cellular component: nucleus; cytoplasm. The coding region runs from base 137 to 1711 and encodes 524 amino acids. The transcript has 20 exons. NCBI's taxonomy places the organism in Eukaryota, Metazoa, Cnidaria, Anthozoa, Actiniaria, Edwardsiidae. Gene Ontology annotation, biological process: NLS-bearing protein import into nucleus. The record is from RefSeq and is a predicted model, not a curated record. Gene Ontology annotation, molecular function: protein binding; nuclear import signal receptor activity.